CGGUCCAGUUCGCUUGAGGAUCGGCACAUCCGUCUUGCGUUACACAUACCGUCUGCUUCAAGUCUUCUCUGUUCCUCCGGCUCCCGAGACCUCUUUCCCAUGAAUCUCAGUCAGUAUCGACACAAGAAAACCCUUCCUCCGGGUUCUCGGAGGACGUGAUGAUCGGUCGAUGGCCCCAAGUCGGCAAAGUUGCCCCGAACCUACCUUAGCGCGUAGAGAAUCUAACCGUGACGGAAGGCCUUUUGUGCUAUCAUGCGUGCUAUGGGCGCUGGGCGAUUCGUGUCGCAAGCGGCAUUCUCGAAUUAGCACUGAACAUCAUCUCGGCCUAGCAGUCACGGCGGAUGAAUCAUUCUGCAUCGGGCAUACCGUUCAAGAGCCUAUUCAUUAAGAACUAGGUACCAGGUUGUUCGCCCAUACCUACUUCCUCUCCACUCCGCACUCAUAGGCAAUGCUUGUCCGACCAAGCUUAUUGAGCAGUCGUUUCUUUUUUUUCUUGCUCUCUUUUCUUUCUCUUCCGUCCCUAUUGUUCGUCGCCUCAACAUUCUCGAAUACUGGAUCACCGGACGAGUCACCGGCAGGCGAACCAUCAGGGACACGGUUGCUUUACAAAUCAACAUGGGAAACAUUGGUCCGAGAAGUAGGGACGGGCGCAGGUUUUGAUGAUGUGGCGGCGCUCAGUGGGCAACAAGCGCAGCCUUAUCCGUCUGCAGCGUCCAACGAGAUGCCUGUGAAACUCGAGCUAUUCCCAACUGGCUUGUACCAGGUGUUCGCAAGUGCGUUUCUAGGGGCUCGGAUCGACCCCAAAGAACAAUACAUUGCCUACCUAGACACCUAGACUGAAGACUCUGACUCCUCCGCCAGGCUAACGCUCACCCAAACUCCGCAGAUAUGUCGUUAUGUCCAUUACUUCCACCGAGUCGGCUGAACCGGUACUGCACGCUGCGUAAAUGCAGCCCCAUCAGCAGAGACAGGGGGCGGCUGAUGUACCGCAGGGAGCCUCAGAGGAACGAGAGACCCCCAAUACCUACUAGCCCCCAAGGGAUGUUGCGGACUUUCGGAACAUUCCAGAUCUACGAAACCAAGUGAAGUCUGAGAUGAGAUACUCGACUGGCCAGUGCAAGAAGAGGGAUGCAUCACGAAUCACAACCACACGCGCGGCACGCAUGCGGAGAUUGGGCGACGUUCGUUCUGUCGUUACCAAGCAGCAACGCCAACGUCGUGCAAAG
This is a messenger RNA of Colletotrichum phormii, 1226 nucleotides long. RefSeq lists its product as uncharacterized. The record is from RefSeq and is a predicted model, not a curated record. The transcript is spliced from 2 exons. NCBI's taxonomy places the organism in Eukaryota, Fungi, Ascomycota, Sordariomycetes, Glomerellales, Glomerellaceae. The coding region runs from base 449 to 835 and encodes 128 amino acids.